GGUCGCCAGCUGUGGACGCAGUGGACGCAGUGGACAGUGGACGCACUCCCGACCGCCGCCGAGUCACUUCCAAUCGCUUCCCAGGUCGUCCACAAGCAACAUGGCCCCCCAGCAGAAGGCAACAGUCGUGGAAGAUAGCAUCCCGGCCAACAUCCGCGCCGGCAUGAAGCUGGCGUCACCACCCGCCGGCGAGGAAGUGGUGAUGUCCGGCAUCGCCGGCUAUUUCCCGGACUCGGACAGCGUACGCCACUUCCGUGACAACCUGCUGGGCAAGGUGGACAUGGUGACGGACGACACGCGGCGGUGGAAGCUAGAACAUCCUGAAAUUCCUCAUCGUCAUGGGAAAAUAAACAACGUCAUGAAAUUCGACGCAUCAUUUUUCGGAAUUCAUCUCAAACAAGCUGAGACGAUGGACCCUAUGUGCCGGCUGAUUCUGGAAAGGUGCUACGAAGCUGUGGUGGAUGCAGGAAUAAACCCGUACAGCCUGAGAGGCAGCCGGGUGGGUGUGUUCGUCGGCGCCUGCUUCAGCGAGACGGAGAAGACGUGGUUCUACGAGAAACUGCAGAUCAACGGCUACGCCCUGACGGGCUGCAGCCGCGUCAUGCUCGCCAACCGCAUAUCCUACUGGCUGGGCGUGAACGGUCCCAGCUACGCCGUAGACUCGGCCUGCUCGAGCAGCCUGUACGCCCUGGAGCACGCCUACAAGUCCAUCCGCAACGGGCACUGCGACGCGGCCAUCGUGGGCGGCUGCAACCUCUGCCUGCACCCCUUCGUCACACUGCAGUUCUCGCGCCUCGGAGUGCUCAGCAUGGACGGCGUCUGCCGCUCCUUCGACAACAAAGCAAACGGCUACGCCAGGAGCGAGGCGAUAGCAGUGGUCUACCUGCAGAAAGCGAAAGACGCCAAACGUAUUUACUGCACUGUCGUGCACGCCAAGACGAACUGCGACGGCUACAAAGACGAAGGCAUCACCUACCCGUCCGGCUUGAUGCAGCAGAAACUGCUGGAGGACUUCUACGCCGAGUGCCGAGUCGACCCAAGCACUCUGGGCUACAUCGAGGCCCACGGCACGGGCACCAAGGUGGGCGACCCGGAGGAGCUGAACGCCAUCGACAAGGUGUUCUGCAAUGGCCGGAGCGUCCCGCUGCCCAUCGGCUCCGUCAAGUCCAACAUCGGCCACUCGGAGCCGGCGUCGGGGCUGUGCUCCGUCGCCAAGGUGGUGAUCGCCUUCGAGGAGGGCCUGAUCCCGCCCAACCUGCACUUCGAGACGGUGCGCGAGGGGGUCGAGGCGCUGGAGACGGGCCGGCUGCAGGUGGUGGCGGACCCGCAGCGCCUGGAGCACGGCCUGGUGGGCAUCAACUCGUUCGGCUUCGGCGGCGCCAACUGCCACGUGCUGCUGCGCUGGAACGAGAAGACCAAGGUGAAUGGGUCGGCGCCAGCGGACAGCCUGCCGCGCCUCGUGGUCGCCUCGGGCCGCUCCGAAGAGGCGGUGCUGACCAUCCUGCACGACGUGGAGAGCCGGCCCGUGGACGUCGAGUACGUGAAGCUGCUACACGACCUGCACUCCAGCAACAUCCACGGCCACAUGUACCGCGGCUUCGUGGUCGUCGGCGCCGGCAAGCUCAAGCCCCAGGUGGACGUCAAGUACUUCCCCGAGAAGCGGCCGCUGUGGCUCGUGUUCUCCGGCAUGAACAGUGAAUGGCCAGGCCUUGCACUGUAUGGUGACUAUGUGGUGACUGUGUGCUGCGCAUACUUCCCCGAGAAGCGGCCGCUGUGGCUCGUGUUCUCCGGCAUGAACAGUGAAUGGCCAGGCCUUGCACUGUAUGGUGACUGUGUGGUGACUGUGUGCUGCGCAUACUUCCCCGAGAAGCGGCCGCUGUGGCUCGUGUUCUCCGGCAUGAACAGUGAAUGGCCAGGCCUUGCACUGUAUGGUGACUGUGUGGUGACUGUGUGCUGCGCAUACUUCCCCGAGAAGCGGCCGCUGUGGCUCGUGUUCUCCGGCAUGAACAGUGAAUGGCCAGGCAUGGGCAAGUCCUUGCUCGAGCUGCCUGUCUUCGCCGCCUCCGUGGCGCGACUGCAGAAAGUGCUCAAGCCGAAAGGAGUCGACGUCGUAUCCUUGCUUCAAGAAGGCGACAGCAAAAUGUUUGAUCACUGUUUACUCUCGAUAGUGGCCAUUACAGCGAUGCAGGUGGGGCUGGUUGAUGUGCUGAGAAAGCUUGGCUUGUCAGCGGAUGGAAUGCUGGGCUACUCAACGGGAGAGAUCGCAUGCGCCUACGCCAAAGGCCUCGUGUCUGCUGAUCAAGCUAUUCUGCUGGCGCACGCCUGCGGCCUUGCGCAUGUCGAAAGCGUGCAGCUUAAAGGAGCAACAGCUCAAGUCGAGCUCGGCGAGGCGGAGGUGCGCCAGCUGCUGCCGCUUGGCGUAGAUGUGGUGUCAUGCGAGCUCGGCGAGGCGGAGGUGCGCCAGCUGCUGCCGCUUGGCGUAGAUGUGGUGUCAUGCGAGCUCGGCGAGGCGGAGGUGCGCCAGCUGCUGCCGCCUGGCGUGGAGGUGGUGUCAUGCGAGCUCGGCGAGGCGGAGGUGCGACAGCUGCUGCCGCCUGGCGUGGAGGUGGUGUCAUGCGAGCUCGGCGAGGCGGAGGUGCGCCAGCUUCUGCCGCCUGGCGUGGAGGUGGUGUCAUGCGUGAAUCUCGUGCCCGCAGAGCUCGGCGAGGCGGAGGUGCGCCAGCUGCUGCCGCCUGGCGUGGAGGUGGUGUCGUGCGGAGCAGCCUCCAGCUGCGCGGUCUGCGGUUCGGUGGCCGACGUGGAGCGGUGCGUCGCCGAGCUGCGGCGGUCCGGCGUCGUCGCGACCGACCCGCGGCCAACCAACAACCUCUUCCACCACAGCCACUUCUCCGAAAGGGCCAGCGUUAAGCUGCAUUCGCUGUUCAAGCAGGUGCUGGGCAGUGGCGCGCGGCUCAGCACUGAGCAGCUGGCGGGCAUGCUCUGCCAACCGGUUCGGCUGGAGGACCUGGCAUCGCGGGUGCCUCGCGGAGCUGUCCUGCUCGAGGUGGCGCCACACGCCACGCUGCAGGCAGCACUCGAGCCAGCGCUGCACCGCAGCUGUGUGAGCCUGGCGCUGGCGGACCGCAGCCAGCCGCACGGCGUGCUCCACUCGCUUCUGUCUGCCGUUGGCAGUUUGUACGAAUACGGCGCCCAGCCGCAACUGGCUGACAUCUACCCAGCUGUCAAGUACCCCGUCAGCAGGGGCACGCCCAUGAUCUCCCACCUCGUCAAGUGGGACCACUCCCAAGACUGGUUCGUCACUUCCUACGAGCUGCAGGAGAAAGCUGAAACGGGUGAGCGGACAGUCCCCAUCAACAUAGCCGAAGAGAACUACGCAUUUCACUCUGGCCACGUCAUUGACGGGAGAAACUUGUUCGCUGCGACUGGCUAUCUGGUUCUCGUUUGGGAAUCUCUGGCGAUAAUGACUGGUCAGUUUAUAAAGGACGUUCCGAUUGUCUUCGAGAAUAUUCGGUUCCAUCGGGCUACCAACAUACCAAAAGAAGGCACUUUCGAGUUCGUGAUAUCGAUCCAGAAGUGCAGCGGCAACUUCGAGAUUGUGGAAGGGGGCGUGGCCAUCGUAACGGGGCGGUGCUACGUGCCCAAGGCGCCAUCCGAGGAGAUGGCGGAUCUGGAAGCCCCCGAGCCGGUGGACGCCGGCCUGAUCGAGCUGUCCCGCCGCGACGUCUACAAGGAGCUGCGCCUGCGCGGCUAUAACUACAGUGGCCUCUUCCGCAGCAUCAUCAGCGCCGACAACCUGGGGAAAUCUGGUAAAAUACAGUGGCACAACAACUGGGUAGCGUUCAUGGAUAACAUGCUGCAAAUGCAGAUCUUGCACGCAGAUACCAGAGGACUGUUUGUGCCAACUUCCAUAGAUAAGCUCGUCGUAGAUCCUAAGAGACACCUUCAGGAAAUCCAAAAGGAAGACGAGGUUGAAUACUGCCCGGUGUCCGUGUACCACGAGGUGGGGCUCAUCUCCUCCGGAGGCAUCCAGCUGAAGGGCCUCAAGGCCAGCGGCAUAUCGCGGCGCAAGCCCCUGGGAGAGCCGGUGCUGGAGAAGUACCUCUUCCUGCCGCACCACGGCAUCCCGGAGCCGCCGCUGUCCGUCGCGCAGGUGCUGCGCAUGUGCGUGCACCUGGUGCUGGAGAACCAGGCCGGCAUCAAGGUGAAGGUCGUCGAGGUGGCCGAGUUCGAAGACGACAAGCCGGUCAACCUCCUCGCGAACGAGGUGGCAGCCAUUCUGGGGGACCUGCCUCUCAUACAACCGGACAUCACGGUGGUGACGCCCCCGGGCAAGGGCGAGCUCGAGGACCUGUCGUCCAACAUCCACGUGGAGGACCGCCAGCUGGCGGGCCAGCAGGGCUGCCUGCUGCUCAUCGCCAGCCACGUGCUCGGCCAGAAGGAGUUCCUGGAGAAGGCCGUGGGCGCGCUCUCGCCCAAGGGCUGCAUCGUGGCCCGCGAGAAGCUCGACGCAGCGCCCGCCGUCGCCGACCCCAGCCUCAAGGUCGUGCUGGACCUGUGUGUCGAGGGCGAGCGCCUCGUGAUGCUCAAGAAGGUGACGGAAAUGCCUAUUCUGGCAGUGAUUCCCAUAAAGAGUGACUCCUUCAGUUGGGUUCCAGAAAUGCAAAAGGCAAUGAAAGAAUCGAACAACACGCAGCGAAUUAUUCUUGUGUCUGAGCAAGACCCUCUCAGUGGACUUUUGGGCUUGGUGAACUGCAUCAGAAAGGAACCAGGCGGUGAAGCAAUCAGGGGCGUGCUGAUCCUGGACCCGGAGGCGCCGCCCUUCAGCCUGGACGAGCCGCUGUACAGCGCCGAGCUGGCCAAGGACCUGGCCAUGUCGGUGUACCACGAGGGUCGCUGGGGGAGCUUCCGCCACCUGCCGCUGGCAGAGCUGUCCACCGUCAGCUGCGCGCACGCCAUGGUCAACGUGGAGACGCGCGGCGACCUGUCCAGCCUCAAGUGGUUCCAGGGCUCGCUGGACGAGCACGGAAACCCGAAGAAGCCAGACUUAUCACUGAUCCACAUAUAUUACUCGGCACUGAACUUCCGCGACAUCAUGACAGCCACGGGGAAGAUCACCGCAGAAGUCGUGUCUGUAGGAAGGCUAAAUCAAGAAUGUGUCCAGGGGCUUGAGUUCUCAGGGAGAGACUUAAGCGGGCGAAGAGUGAUGGGCAUGGUGGCCUCCGAUGCCUUCGCCACGAUGGUGUAUGCCGACCCUAAACUGCUGUGGGAAGUUCCCGACUCCUGGACGCUGGAAGACGCCACCACAGUUCCGGUGGUCUACGGAACGGCCUUAUUCUCGCUGUUCCUGAACGGCCGCUUGCAGAGGGGCGAGAGCGUGCUGAUCCACGCCGGCAGCGGUGGCGUGGGGCAGGCCGCCAUCAACCUCGCACUGCACGCCGGCUGCGUCGUCUUCACCACAGUUGGCACCCCUGAGAAGAGGAAUUUCAUCAAGGAGCGCUUCCCGCAGCUGACGGACCGCCACAUCGGCAACUCGCGCGACACCUCCUUCGAGCAGCUCAUCAUGGAGGAGACGGAGGGCCGCGGUGUAGACAUGGUGCUCAACUCCUUGGCCGAGGAGAAGCUGCAGGCUUCCGUGCGCUGCCUCGCCCCCGGUGGCAGGUUCCUGGAGAUCGGCAAGUUCGACCUGUCCAGCAACAACCCUCUAGGCAUGGAAAUGUUCCUGAAAGGCACCAGCUUCCACGGGGUGACCCUGGAGAAGCUGUUCUACACGCAACACGAGUGGAAAAACGAACUCCAUACAAUGAUGACGAAUGGCAUCCAGAACGGCUCGAUCAAGCCGCUCACCAGAACGACCUUCCAGUCGGACGAGGUCGAACCAGCUUUCAGGUAUAUGGCCGCUGGCAAGCACAUCGGUAAGGUGCUGAUAAAAGUUCGCCCAGAGGAGGAAGAGAGAACAGCAGUGCCCAGGCCGAUCUUCGUGCAGGCCAAACCCAAGUUCUUCUGCAGCCCAGAGAAGUCUUACAUAGUCGCAGGUGGCCUGGGCGGGUUCGGCCUAGAGCUGGUGGACUGGCUGGUGAUGCGUGGGGCGCGGCGCGUGCUUCUCACCUCGCGCAGUGGCGUGCGCACGGGCUACCAGUGCACGCGCGCUCGCAUCUGGCGCAGCUACGGCGUCCAACUGCGUGUCUCCACCGCCGACAUCUGCACGGCCGAGGGGGCGGAGCGCGUGAUCCGUGAGGCGACCGAGCUGGGGCCCGUUAGUGCCAUCUUCAACCUGGCGGUCGUGCUGCACGACGCCAUCUUCGAGAACCAGACGGAGGAGAUGUUCGCUAAGUCGGCGGGGCCCAAGUCGGCGGCGACGCGCCACCUGGACCGCCUGUCGCGCCAGCUGUGCCCGCAGCUGGACCGCUUCGUGGUGUUCUCGAGCGUAUCGUGCGGCCGCGGCAACGCCGGCCAGUCCAACUACGGCUGGUCCAACGCCGUGAUGGAGCGCGUGUGCGAGGCGCGCGCGCGCGACGGCCUGCCGGCGCUGGCCGUGCAGUGGGGGGCCAUCGGCGAGGUGGGGCUGGUGGCCGAGAUGCAGGAGGAGCAGCACGAGCUCGUCAUAGGCGGGACGCUGCAGCAGAAGAUCUCCUCUUGCCUGGAGGUGCUGGACCGCUUCCUGAGGCAGCCCUUGCCCGUGGUGGCCAGCAUGGUCGUCGCGGAGAAGCGAGCAGGCAGUGGCGGCUCCGGGGGCAUCGUCGACUGCGUCGCCAACAUCAUGGGCAUCCGCGACCUGAAGACGGUGAGCCUGCACUCGUCGCUCGCCGAGCUCGGCAUGGACUCCAUGAUGGCGGUGGAGAUCAAGCAGUCGCUGGAGCGCGACUUCGAGGUGUUCCUGACGCCGCAGGACGUGCGCGGCAUGACGUUCGCGCGCCUCGCCGAGAUCGCAUCCGCCGCCGCCGCCGCCGCCGGGGACAGCGAGGCGCCGACGUCCGAGGUCAUCCCCGCCCCCAACGCCGAGUUCAUGAACAUCGGCCUGAUGAUGUCGGUGAUGGGCGACGAGGCAUCCGCACGCUUGCCCGUCAUGGAGUUGCCGUCGGCCGUCGACCCUGCCGACGCGUCAGCGCCGCUCGUCAUAAUGCUGCCGGGCAUCGAAGGGAUGGCGAGCGUGCUGUUGCCGCUUGCUGCCAACCUCACCAGCCGAACGAUCAGCCUGCAACUUAAACACGACAACUUCCCGGAGAGUAUCGCUCAGUUGGCAGAGGAACUGCUACCGAUUGUUAAAGAAAACUUGCCAGCUGAUGGCCCCUUCAACAUAAUUGGUUAUUCUUUCGGUGGGGUCGUAGCCAUGGAUAUAGUGUCCAUGUUAGAGGCAGAAGGCCACAGAGGCAAGUUCGUACUCAUCGACAGCUCCCCUGAUUACCUGCAGGAGCUUAGCAAAAAGCAGAUACAAAUGGACAGCGAUGACAUCAUGCAGAUAAACUUGCUGAUGACAAUAGUGAACGUCUUGGCCCCUCAGCCAAUCGCCACCUUUAGACAGAUUAAAUCCGAUUUGGAGAAAAUAGACACAUGGAAAGAACGUCUAGAAUUUUUUUUGGCACUUGCGGCUAAUCAAAAUAUAGUGCACAGCAAAGAUUAUUUGUUUUCGAUUUCCACUUCACUGUAUGCACGAAUUAAGUGUAUUAUGGACUACACAUAUAAUGCCACAAAGCCUAAGAUUGACUCGGAAACCAUCCUGUUGAAGCCAGACACUUCCGGUCACGUCACAGAAGAGGACUAUGGGCUCUCGAAGCACUGCAAAGAUGUCAAAGUAUACGAUGUUGAAGGCUCCCAUAGGACACUCCUGGAACAAAAAGAAACUGCUGACAUUAUCAAUAAAUUUUUUGUGAGAAAAUAAUGUCAAUAAAGUCAUAGCAAUGGUUCAUAACCAUUAAACACAAGCAUGCCUGAGCCUUACAGCAAAACCCUUUUACACUUUAUUUACUGCUUACCCAUUGUAAACACAGAUGGUAGAUUUUUUUGUAUUUGUUUUGUUUUCAUAAAAACUGUUUAAAUAAAUGCACCUUCCAUAAAUAA
Bacillus rossius redtenbacheri is the source of this 8055-nucleotide messenger RNA. Its product is annotated as fatty acid synthase-like. The record is from RefSeq and is a predicted model, not a curated record. The transcript has 44 exons. Gene Ontology annotation, biological process: fatty acid biosynthetic process. Bases 101 to 7876 code for a protein of 2591 amino acids. Gene Ontology annotation, molecular function: phosphopantetheine binding; 3-oxoacyl-[acyl-carrier-protein] synthase activity; fatty acid synthase activity. NCBI's taxonomy places the organism in Eukaryota, Metazoa, Arthropoda, Insecta, Phasmatodea, Bacillidae.